UAUAAGCUGCCGUUCAUCUGCCACUUCAGCUACCUUCUCAUCAUCAACAGCUUCCAUUCCAUCUCUCCUCUCCACUCCACUCCAGUCCAUUUCACAAUGAAAGUAGCUGAUACCCCUGACUCUGCCUCUACCAUCAGCAUGACCAACACUAUCACCAUCACCGUGGAGCAGGACGGCAUCUAUGAGGUCAACGGCGCUCGUCAGGACCCUGUCGUCAACCUCCAGCUGGUCAUGGGUGCUACCAAGCUGCGCAAGCAAUUGCGUGAGACCGACGAGCUCAUCGUCUGCCCGGGUGUGUAUGACGGUUUGUCUGCCCGGAUUGCGAUGAACCUGGGCUUCAAGGCCAUGUACAUGACCGGCGCCGGCACAACCGCCUCACGCCUUGGAAUGGCCGAUCUGGGACUGGCUCAGCUCUACGACAUGAGGACGAACGCGGAGAUGAUCGCCAACCUGGACCCAUACGGGCCGCCCCUGAUCGCAGACAUGGACACCGGCUACGGAGGCCCCCUCAUGGUCUCCAAGUCCGUCCAACAAUACAUCUCCGCCGGCGUCGCCGGCUUCCACAUCGAAGACCAGAUCCAAAACAAGCGCUGCGGCCAUCUCGCCGGAAAGCGCGUCGUCAGCCUGGAAGACUACCUCACGCGCGUCCGUGCCGCCAAGAUCACCAAGGACCGCCUCCGCAGCGACAUUGUGCUCAUCGCCCGCACCGACGCCCUCCAGCAACACGGCUACGACGAAUGCAUCAAGCGCCUCAAAGCCGCGCGCGACCUGGGCGCCGACGUUGGCCUGCUUGAGGGCUUCACCUCGAAGGAAAUGGCGCGCAAGUGCGUCCAGGACCUCGCCCCCUGGCCUCUUCUCCUCAACAUGGUCGAGAACGGCGCCGGACCCGUCAUCAGUGUCCAGGAGGCCAAGGAGAUGGGCUUCCGGAUCAUGAUCUUCUCGUUCGCCUGCAUCACCCCCGCCUACAUGGGUAUUACGGCUGCGCUGGAGAAGUUGAAGAAGGAUGGUGUGGUCGGGUUGCCCGAGGGGAUGGGGCCAAAGAAGCUGUUUGAGGUUUGUGGGUUGAUGGAUUCCGUGAGGAUUGACACCGAGGCCGGCGGUGAUGGGUUCGCUAAUGGGGUCUGAGUUUGAGAGUGAAUUUGGUUGAGUUGGUGUUGUCUUGCUGGGUUUUAAUUCUUUUUUCGGGCGUGCGAUUUGAUUUUCUCUUCGCCAUAUAUCAUAUAUCAUCAUGUCUUCAAUGGUUGUUGUUGUCUGGAUGUUGUUGUCUACCUAGAUUGUCUGUCUGGAUUUGGGGUCUAGAGGGUUGUUUGGAUGAGUUGCCUGUUUUAGUGCGAUGGAUGGGAUCUAUCUACCUACCUACCUACCUACCUAUAUCCAAUAUCCACUCUCUAUCCACUACCUAC
Molecule: messenger RNA, 1403 nt
Organism: Aspergillus heteromorphus CBS 117.55
Lineage: Eukaryota; Fungi; Ascomycota; Eurotiomycetes; Eurotiales; Aspergillaceae
Product: isocitrate lyase/PEP mutase family protein
Exons: 3
Coding region: 97-1125 (342 amino acids)
Molecular function (GO): catalytic activity
Source: RefSeq, a predicted model, not a curated record